Messenger RNA from Ostrea edulis (European flat oyster), 5302 nucleotides. Its product is annotated as tetratricopeptide repeat protein 39C-like. The transcript has 15 exons. The coding region runs from base 262 to 1983 and encodes 573 amino acids. Lineage: Eukaryota; Metazoa; Mollusca; Bivalvia; Ostreida; Ostreidae. The record is from RefSeq and is a predicted model, not a curated record. Gene Ontology annotation, biological process: cilium assembly. Gene Ontology annotation, molecular function: protein binding.
ACUUUCGUUUUUGCGACGUUUUGCCACUCGGCACACCUCGGACACAGCUCGGACUUUUCCCUCAAGUUGAGAACAAUCUGCGAAUGUGGACAAUGUAUCAAAAUUAGUAAUAAGAUUUGGAGUUACCUAAUGGUUUUGCCCGGAAGUUCGUCAGAUCGGUGGCAACCCCAAACAGAAGUCAGAGUUCAUAUUGCUGCCGUGAGAAAAAGAGAUGAAUGAUCGAUACUUUGUCACGGUGAACACAAUCAGAAAGAAGUGAAGAUGGCAGCGAACGCGGUGAUUCCCGACAUGAAGAGUUCAGACAGCGAGGACACCCUAGCUGGACUGGAUGAGUCGGAAAUAGCCUUUGGUGGCAUUUCAAUGUUGCUGAAUAAUGGUUUUGAAGAAGCAAGAGUUUUAUUUGAAAAAUACAAGAAUGACAGUUACCUGAUGAAUGCUGGUCACAGUUUUGUAUUUUUCAUGCAAGCGCUGAUGUCCUUUGAAGAGGAAAAACUAGAUGAAGCUAUGAAAGUUUUACAAGAAACAGAAAAAUUAAGUGAUACAGAUUCUGGAGUAUUCAAGUCAAUUAAAAACAGAUUCAAGUCGAAGAAGAAGAGGGAGGAGGGACAAAUCAGUAUUGAUGAGAAAAUUCAAAGACAGGUGAUUGUGGCCGACACUCUACUGUAUCAGGCAAUACUAGUGUUUACCAAUCAGGACAUACCCAGUUAUAUCAAAGGGGGCUGGUACCUCCGCAAAGCCUGGAAAAUCUACGAGAAAUUAAACAAAGAUGUUAUGCAGCUCCAGAUGAAGAAUGCCAAACUGCGACAAUCAGAUAAUGGACCAGUAGAUGGUAACGACAAUGAAAUGCCUCAGGAACUUCUAGAUCGCCUCCAGGGGGCUGUCAGCUUCGGAUAUGGAACAUUCCAGAUUUGUAUAUCAAUGGUUCCUCCUAAGAUUCUGAAGUUGAUAGAACUGUUUGGGUUUGAGGGUGACCGUGAUGCCGGACUGACGGCACUGAAUUAUUCUAGUCACAGUAAGGACAUGAAGGCCCCCCUUGCCACGUUAGGACUUCUGUGGUAUCAUACUGUGCUUCGUCCAUUUUUUGCUCUGGAUGGAGCUAAUGAAUACAGUGCAGGCACAAAUGAUGCAGAAAAGAUCAUAGAGGAGAAAGAAGCUGAGUUCCAGCAGUCUUCACUGUUCUUAUUCUUCCGGGGAAGGAUCCACAGACUUAGGAAACAAACAGACAAGUCUUUGGAGUCCUAUCAGAAAGCUCUGGAGGCAGCAAAAGGACAGCGAGAAAUAGAGCUCAUGUGUCAAUAUGAAUUAGGUUGGGUCAAUUUAAUGAAAUUACAGUGGAGGGAGAGUUUACAGGCUUUUACAAGAUUAAAGGAAGAAACCAAAUGGUCCAAGUGUUACUAUACGUAUCUUAUGGGAGUGUCUUUGGGAGCACUAGGUGAUAUAAAAGGAGCUCAUGAUACACUCAAAGAAGUCCCGGGUCUGCUGAAGAAAAAAAACAAUCAAAUAGAGGCUUAUGUCUCCAGGAGGGCAGAGAAAAUGAAGAAAGCAGCCCCGAGUCAGGAGUACUGUCGUCUGCUGUGUCUGGAGCUCAUCUUCCUGUGGCACGCCCUGCCUACCUGUACUCCUGAGGAACUGCAGCCAUACCUUACUGUUUGUGACAUGCAGACAGACCCUAAAGUCUCUCAUGUCAAAUGUUUGGUAGAGGGUGCUGUGUAUAAAGAGCUCGGAGAAGAAGAAAUGGCUAUACAGUGUUUAGAAGAGGCCAUUGCUCGACAGCAGGGUAUGAAGGAGGACCACCAUGUCUCAGCUUUUGCCAGCUUUGAACUUGCUUCCAUACACAUGAGAAAACCAGAGACUGCUGGAAAAGCAAAGCAACUUCUACAACAGAUCAAAGACAAUUAUAAAGACUAUGAUUUUGAGAAUCGACUAACAGUGAGAGUGAAUAAUGCCUUGAAAGUUCUGAAAAGUAGUGCUAACGUUGGAUGAAUAGACAGCUAAGUCCUACAACCAUGCAACUCGCAUCCCCACCACUCCAAGAACAGUCACUAUCACGAGACCCAAACAGGAAGACAUUGUACAAAGACAGCGAAUUAUAAGGAAAUUGUUCCAGGAAUUUAAUCACUUGUCCAACUUUGUGUUAAUAUUAGAUUAUCUUACUGUGUAGGAAUAAUGAUGGAAAAAGUAUGAUGGAACCCUCUUGAUGUGGUUAUGGUUAAAUAUGAUUUUAUGGUUUAUUGUGUUUUUUCAAUGUAAAUUUACCUCAUUAUUAUGAUGUCUCAAGGUGCAAAUCCCAUUCUAUUAUGAUGUCAAAAUCCUGUCCCUUUUUUAUUUUCCCAUUUGUAAUUUGCUGUGUUCAGAGGUAUGAAGCGAUUUUGAUAACCUAUUGUUUAGCCAGCACUUCAAACUUCCAUUAAAAACAAUGCACUGAGACACAAACUACCUGGAACAUGUGGUUAGAAUUACAUAUUAUUGGGUAUUCUUAAUAAUUGAAGAGUUGUUCUUGUUUUUUAGUUAGGUGUCAAUUUCAUGAGAUUACAAAGUGCUAAACAUUUUAUUUUUAUGAAUUCAACAGAAAAUAUGUAUACCUACAUAUGUACAUGAAAGAGUAUACAUGUUGCGUUCAGUGCAACCUGUUUUUUUUUUUUUUCGGUUUUUUUUUUAUUUUUCUUUUAAUGAAAACUAAUACAUUAUAUACUAAUUGUCCAUUGUGAUGAUCUGCUUAUUGUUAUGAAAUAAAUGUGAAAAUAAAACAUCACAUUAAGAGGGUUCUGCUGUAGUUGUGUUGUGAAAUGAUUGCCUUUUUUUUUUCUCUCACCAAAGCAUUCUUGUGUAGUGAGUUGUUUUUGUAGAUGAAUAGUGUGCCAAACUAACAUACCUGUACAUUUUUUAUGGAAUUUUAUAUGUAUCAUGAUUUUCCCUAUGGACCACACCUAUUGUCAGAUAAGGGAUAUACGGAGGUAUGACAAUGCCCAUCAUGUGUGAAUGCUCGUAAGUAGUAGUGGCACUGAAUGUGAAUCAACAAAAUAAAGCAAAUGUUAUUAUCAUGCUGUUUGCUGAAUACAGCAGAGUACACAAAUUGAUAAAAAAAAAAAAAAAAAUACCAAAUUUUUAACGGUUAUAAAUUUAUAAUGUCUAUCUUAAAACUGAGCUUAAGGUAGAUGGCUUCGCAAAAAUUAAAAAAAUUUAUUCAAUGGCUCAUUAAAGCAUCUCAUAUGAAAUACGAUUUCACCAUCGAAAGAGUGAAACAAGCUCUCAAAUUAUUUAUAUGAAUUUUUUUGUGAUUAGUUCUAAGUAAAAAUCACCAAGAAACAUAUCAAUUAGAAAAUAGAUAUGUUUAAAAGAAAAAUAUUUUUCAGAAAAGAAAUAACACUGAUUGACUUAGUGUUUUAGGAUUUAUGACCCUUGGGGGGGUCAUGCUUUUUGCAAGAUUUCACUAUUAAUAGUAGUUUAUUUUUGUGUGCUGAAUCCCCUCCCCCCAACCCCCCACCCCCACUCCCUUCUUUUUUGUUUCAUGUUUUGGGGGUUUCUUUUUGGCUUUUUUCGCUUUGCUUGAUUGAUCUUUUUGGGAGAGGGGGGGGGGGGGGGGGGCAGUUUUCCAGUAGAUUUGGAAUUUCAGUAUACAAAUUGAAUUCAUUAAAGAUACAUUUUUGUCAUUUGAAUCUUACAUGUAUGACUUUUUGAACACAUAAAUUGACAUGUUUUCCACAAUUCAUUCCACCAAGGUUGACAUUGAUAAUGAAGUGGGAAAAAAGAAGUUACUUUGUAUGUAUAUUUCAUGACAUAAAGAACAAUGAUAGUUGUUUAUUGGAGUAUGUGUGUUUUGAAUUGUUGAUGGUAUCCUUGGUUAGUUUUCCAAUGAUGGAGAUCUGCCAAAAUGUAUCAAUAAUUUUUUCUAACAUUCCAUAGAAUAUUCAAAAUAGUACUGGUAGCUGAGAAAGAAGUAAAUAUGAGAAAAUAUUGAUUCAAUGAUUUUAUUUUGUUGUCUAGAAAGACAUCAUUUACUACUAUUUCUUUUUCUGAACCUACUUUUUUCAUUUCUGUUGUGGAAGUGUAGACAUUUUUACAUACUAUGCAAAUUGAAAUCUGACAACAUUUUUCAAUGUUUAUGCAGAUUAUUCAAAUUCUUUCCAUCCGAGUACCAAAAUUUUUUAAAUAUAUAAAAGCACCGCAAAAAUAUUUGAAAGGGACUAUGUACAUAGCAGUAGAAGAAGAAGUGAAGUCAUUUCAGUUUUCUCUUGUUAAAUGGCCUUAUAUUUGCAAUUUCAUUUUACAUUACAAACAAAACAUAAACUUCUAAAAGGCAGAUAAAACAGAUUCUAGAGAUUUCAUAUUUUCUGAUAAGUGAACAAUAUUCUAGGGAAUAUUUUAGAAAAGUGUACGUGCUUUUCACACAAAAAAUGCUCUUGGUAGUUGUUAUCCAUUUCAGCAUGGAACCCAUAAUUUCUCUUGAAUUUUAAAAGUACAUGAACUUCAAUAAAAGUUUAUCACUAGAAUAUUUUUUACAGACUUAGAGAAACAUUAGAGUGUAAACUUUAUCAACAUUUUGAGUGCAUAUAGAUCACAACUGAUGCAAAAGAGAUAACAAUGUAUUGUGAAAAGUUUUAUAUUUGUGAAAUUCAACCCUUUAUUUUUUUUUUUAUUGUACAUUUUUAAUGGAGGAACUAUUAUGCUAAUUGUAACGAGACUAAAUCAAAAAUGGGUAAAUUUUAAAUUACAUAAUGCAGAAAGGUCACACUCAAAGCCUAUUUCUGGCUCAUUGAGGAUCACAGACCCCCAUUUCUCUAUGAUUUUGUAAUUCUUAACACACACACCCUCCCUACCCACUCCACAUGUCUCUAUGAUUUUGUAAUCUUGUUCAUAUGAAGAAAAUAUUUUCCUACUGAGGAGCAAACAUCCUAAAAGUACUGACAAAGCAUAUAAAACCAUGAUUAACAAGUAAAGCUUCCUGUACUAUUUAGAUAACUUUAUAGAGAGAGCUUGUAGAACUACCAUUUCUGGAUAAACCUUAACUACAAUGACAAUGUUUGAUUUGUAUUAACAUAAUAUUUUUUACUCUUAUCCUAGCUGUGAUAGUAAUAUUUUCUGUGCACUUCAUCACACAUUUUACUUAAUAAAUGUUUUAAUUCCCUAUUACAUAUUUCUUAGUCAGACAUUCUUUGUCAUUUAUCUAUAUUCUAAUGAGUCGGAUGCUAGUUUGAUUAAUGUGAUUGUUUAGAUGUGAGAUGUAGCAGAUAUGUGUAUUUAUUGACUCUCUUUAGAUCAAUGUCUGAAAUGUAUGUUAUGAUAAAAUACUCUUGAAUUGAAA